Boleophthalmus pectinirostris (great blue-spotted mudskipper) is the source of this 4326-nucleotide messenger RNA. RefSeq lists its product as uncharacterized. The record is from RefSeq and is a predicted model, not a curated record. Lineage: Eukaryota; Metazoa; Chordata; Actinopteri; Gobiiformes; Gobiidae. The transcript is spliced from 12 exons. Gene Ontology annotation, molecular function: NAD+ poly-ADP-ribosyltransferase activity; metal ion binding. The coding region runs from base 62 to 2944 and encodes 960 amino acids.
AGAAAGACGCGCGCUCCUCUUCACGCGCUGUGUCCGUCUGAGCUGCGCCGCACUCGGUUUGAUGAUCGCGAUGGAGACGGUCAUACUCAGAUUUAUUUUAAGUAACGGAGGAGCAGCGAUCACCAAGGACCUGCUCUUUAACCUGUGCGACACUUCCACUCUUUUAGAAAUCAUAAACAACGAUGACAAGUUUGUAUCGUGUUCCUUCAGCGGGACUCCGAAGAUUGUUGUCCGGAGCAGAGUGAGACUGUGCCGGGCCAAAGAGUGUCCGGGCUGCGGGGACCUCCACCUGUGCAAAGUCUUUCUCCUGUCUGGAUCCUGCAAGUUCACUCAGCUCAGGAGAGGAUGUCUGUUUUCUCAUGAUAUGAACUCAGACCACAACGUCCGGGUGCUGAGGGCCAAUGGUCUGGAGACUCUGAGCAGGUCUGAGCUGUGCCUGCUCCUGCUCCAGAGUGACCCCACCCUGCUGCCUCAGAUUUGCCAUGACUACAACAGGGGUUCUGGCUCUAGCGGUCAGUGCAGAGAGGGCUGCCACAGACUGCACAUCUGUGAGAGGUUUCAAGACUGCAGCUGCUACAGGAACCAUGACUUCUUUGCUCCACAACCUCUCAAACUCCUGCAAGAAAAACAGAUCCCCGAGAAUCUGAUGGGCUCCUUAAAGUCAGUGUGUGUGAACAAGGACGCGCUGAGGUUAGCUGACCAAAAGGCUGGUCGAAUAUAUAGAGGAGGCAACGGAAAUAUGAGCGAUAAUUUGUCCAAAAGAUCAUUUUCUUGUGGGAAUCUUCUCGGGGCGGUUGAUGCUGACAUGGAUGGAGUCAGUGCCAGACGAUCUAACCAGAGACAAAGAGAUAAAACCGAGAUCUGCAUGUAUUUCAUCAAAGGACACUGUAAACAUGAAGAUCGCUGUUAUAAAGCUCAUGACAAGAUGCCGUACAGAUGGGAGAUCAGACGGGGCGGCCAGUGGACUCCUAUGGCUGAAAAUGAGACCAUAGAGAAAGACUACAGUGACCCCCAAAACACAUACAGCACUACCAGUCCUCCUGUGCAUUUUGACACAAUGACGUGUGGGUCAGAUGAAGUGAGGCGUCUCUCUACUGUGAACUCUGUGCUGCAGCCAGAUUUCAUCCACACCACAGACUGGCUGUGGUACUGGGAGGACGAGUACGGCACCUGGUACCAGUAUGGUGCUGUGUCGAGUGAGCAUCGCAUGGCCAGCAUCACCAGCAAAGACCUGGAGGAGAUGUAUGUGAGCAAGGAGAAGGAUGUUGUGGAGUUCUCUGCAGGAUCACAUAAAUAUUCAAUCAAUUUGCAAGACAUGAUUCAGACAAACUUAAAGUACAACACCAAGAGGCUGGUGAGGAGGAGACCGAAGUUUGUCUCUGCAGCUGAAGUCCAGACCACCAGAAAACGUCCAGCAAACUCUACUGCUGUACCAGACUACUGGGACAAGACACAGAUCUCCCAAACAGGAUACAAGAGAGUGAUUGUGCCGCCCUCCUCAGACGAAUAUAAAGAGAUCCAAGAGCUUUUCUCUCAAACCAUGACGACUUUUAACAUUAUCCAAAUCGAGAGGAUUCAGAACAAAGCACUGUGGGAGGCCUUCCAGCUGCAAAAGAUUCACAUGAAGAACAACAACGGCAGAAAACCAGUGUUGGAGAAGAAGCUUUUCCAUGGAACAGAUCCUAAGUUUGUGGACACUAUUUGUGCCACAAACUUUGACUGGAGAGUGUGUGGAGUCAAUGGGACGUCUUUUGGCCAAGGAAGCUACUUUGCCCGGGACGCCUCCUACUCCCACCGCUACACUGGAGACUCCGACCCACGUUCCAUGUUCGUGUCUCGAGUUUUGGUCGGAGAAUUCACCAAAGGUUCUUCAGAGUACAGACGCCCUCCUUCUAAAGACGGAGGAGACGUGAACCUGUUUGACAGCUGUGUGAACAACAUCACCACGCCAUCUAUUUUUGUCAUAUUUGAGAAACACCAAAUAUAUCCCGAAUACUUGCUGCAGUAUGAACCAAAGAGCUCAAGUGAAAUACAGUUAAACAAUACACUUCUAAAAAUAAGACACCUAAACAGUGCCAGGUUGUCUCAUCGUAACACUGGCAUUGCAGAUUCUGUCUCAGUGCCAACUUCAGCAACCACCACACUGGUAUCAACUCCAUUCUUAUCAGCACUGCAACUGCAAUCAGAAACAAGGCCUCCUAUACCGAGAAAACCAUUACUUAAACAUGUGAUAUCAAAUCCUACAUCACAACAGGAACAACUAUCAGAAGCAACAGAAACAAAUACCACUUUAACAAGAAUGAAACAUCUAAUAUCAAAUCUCAGAUCACAACAGGAACAACAAUCAGAAGCAACAGAAACAAGGUCCACUAUAACCAGAAAACCAUUAAUUAGACAAGUAACUACAUCAGCUGGAGAUUUAGAUGUAGCCUCGUGGAGAACCGCCAUAGAAAAGCCAAAACCAGCGUCUUAUAGUGAGCGUAACCUUCGAACUGAAGAGGCAGCCUCGUGGAGAACCGCCGCCAUAGAAAAGCCAAAACCAGCGUCUUAUAGUGAGCGUAACCUUCGAACUGAAGAGGCAGCCUCGUGGAGAACCGCCGCCAUAGAAAAGCCAAAACCAGCGUCUUGGAGUGACCGUAACCUUCGAACUGAAGAGGCAGCCUCGUGGAGAACCGCCGCCAUAGAAAAGCCAAAACCAGCGUCUUGGCGUGACCGUAACCUUCGAAAUGAAGAGGCAGCCUCGUGGAGAACCGCCGCCAUAGAAAAACCAAAACCAGCGUCUUAUAGUGAGCGUAACCUUGCCUGUUCUGACCCAAAACCUGUUGUUAUUCCGAGUUGUUUCACCUCCUCACUGCAUCCUUCUCAAUCAGUUGUUCCACCGAGUCAAUCCUCUACUUCAUCAUUUGCGGAUUUGCUGGAAUGGGCAAAAAAAAAUAUGGGUUAAAGUGCGUGUAGCAGAUUAAACCACACAUUUUACUAAAGCAAAGUCGUCAUUGUGUUUCUAGAGCCCAUAUUACAUUAUUAUAUUACAUUACAUUAUAGUCAACUUUUUUUCUUUUUUGUGUUUAUUAAAUUGGUGUUCGCUAAAAAAAAAUAAAGUCUGUGUGCAACCUCCGUUCUCCACAGAUCUGACCUGGAAUUUGGGCUAAUAAUGCCACCUGUCAGUAUCUAGAGAUCUAGAAACGCACAGACAGAUGUUAAAUGCCUGUUGAACAUUUCAGGCAAAGCAAUACGUAUCUAUGGAAAGAGGCAUGUGCCAGUCCUUCCACAGAAAAGCUAUGUAAAUAAUAUAAUGGUUAAGUAAUAAAUGGGAAAACUUAAAAAAAAAAAAAAAAAAAAGGUGUGCUUUGUAAAAAGUGAAAUGGUAAUACUAAUAAGAAUAAAUAAAUAAAUAAAUGUGUAUUUUGAUAGUAAAAAUGUAAUUUGCUUAUAAAACCUUUAUGGUGUUUUCUGUAUGGAAUUUUUAUUUUUCAAAAUACUUGUUCUUGUAAAACACUUGUAUUUACUCAGGAACCUGCCAUUUCAUUUAUUUGUUUGUUUCAUAUUUGACCUUUGGCAUAAUUCAUAAAAUGCUUUCAUUUCUUUUUUAUUUACCAAUACUGAUAAAGAAUGUUAUGGAUCUUUUUUAUGUAAGUGAUUGAAAAGGUCUGCAGCACUUGUACUUGUAGAGGAUUGUUUUGAUUGUCGAUUGUGUGAGUCAGAAUACAUGGAAUUGUCUCGCCAAAAAAAAAGAAAAUCGGAUUUUCUACAAGAAGCAUUGUGUGGGUUUCCCUGUCAAAUCCAGAAUCAUCUCUCUGGUUCAUUCCCUUUAAGUAUUUCUUCUAGAAAGUCUUUUGCCACAUUUGGUGGCACGUAUGGUAUAAAACAUCUGUGUCAAAUGUCCAGAGCUAGCUAGUAUUGUCACUUUAAAGCAUUGUUUCCCAAAGACUGGGUCACGACAGAUAUUUUUGGGGGGUUGCCUUGUCACGAUCUGCAUGUACCUUAGGUUUGCAAUAUACAGUUCUGCCUGUACGCCUGAUCUGCUGCUGCCCUCUCCUCCUGCACCCUGGACUGAAACACGCAACAAAAACGCCCACCUGUCUCAUUAGAAAUGUUGAAAUGUUAAGGCAUGCUUUGCAUAAUUUGUCAUCUUUUUGUAAUAAUUUUAUUGUUCCAAUAUUGCUGCUUCAAUUGAGUGUUGAAAGGAAAAGAAAUGUUCUACAUUUAAUGUCCAAAUAGGCGACUUAUAGAACCUUUUAUUGCUGCUUCAAUUACGUUUUUCAUUGUUUAAAACUUGAGAAAUAUUAAUUGUUCAGAGAGACAAUAAAAUAUCCUCAUUAAUGUUCA